This is a messenger RNA of Botrytis cinerea B05.10, 1061 nucleotides long. It is a transcript of the gene Bcvtc1, whose product is annotated as Bcvtc1. The transcript has 2 exons. Gene Ontology annotation, cellular component: fungal-type vacuole membrane; vacuolar transporter chaperone complex. The coding region runs from base 315 to 692 and encodes 125 amino acids. The record is from RefSeq and is a predicted model, not a curated record. Lineage: Eukaryota; Fungi; Ascomycota; Leotiomycetes; Helotiales; Sclerotiniaceae.
AAUUCAGCCCAGAAGAAAGUAAAUGUGAAGGUUCGUAACUUUCUGAAUGAUCUUCCAGUGCAACUUCCAGCUUUCUUCAUAAAUUCACAACUUUGGAAUCAUUGUCUUGAAAGAGUUUUCGCUCACGGAGUCUGCGAAAUCGAGUACGAAUAACUGCCACGAGGAAGAAGAAUUUGCAAAGCGACUUUAGUGGUAUCAUCUUGUAGCACGGUUUUUGGUCGAAGCAAGUGAUUGAAUCGGGUGUCUUAAACAUUUGAUCCUUAUCGUCAUACCUCAUACACACAAUCCGCACACAGAAUCUUAUUCCAUUCAAGAUGUCGAGUCAACCACUUCUUCAAACUGCGCCUGGAAAACGCAUCGCCCUCCCCACGCGCGUCGAGCCCAAAGUCUUCUUCGCCAACGAGCGCACCUUUCUCUCCUGGCUCAACUUCACCGUUAUCCUCGGCGCCCUCGCAAUCGGCAUGUUGAAUUUUGGCGAUCGUCCUGCCUUUAUCUCCGCUUCCAUCUUCACAGUCAUCUCUAUGUUGACAAUGGGAUAUGCGUUAUAUACUUAUCACUGGCGUGCGAAGAGUAUUAGAUUGAGAGGACAGGGAGGAUUUGAUGAUCGGGUUGGUCCGACUGUGUUGGCUUUGGUGUUGUUGAUGGCAGUUGUGGUGAACUUUAUUUUGAGAAUUGUCUAUGGGAGGGAUUGAAUAGGAGUAGAACAGAGAAAGAUGGAGGGGAAAUGAGGAAUAUGAGAAGGGGAGGGCUUGUGGUUGUGAUUGUGAUUGUGCUUGGAAAGGGGAUAGAUAGUGAAGGAUGUGAGCAAGCGAGAAUACGGGGAAGACAAUGGGAUGAGAUUCGAGGACAUAUUACUGAUGAAGGAGAACGUCGCAUUGGUGAACGAUACAUAAUUACCACUUCCAGACCUGCAGCAGAUCAACUGCAUGUAUGUAUAUUGGACUUUCGCAGGAAAAUGUAGUUAGUCAUUGAACUGAGAGCGAGCUUGUUUAGAUUGGGAAAGCCGGGUGUAAUUAUAUCACUAAAUAGUGAUCACUAGUCGUAGCUAGUUGUAGCUGGCA